Prorocentrum cordatum is the source of this 979-nucleotide messenger RNA. Lineage: Eukaryota; Dinophyceae; Prorocentrales; Prorocentraceae. The record is from the annotation of a GenBank genome assembly.
CGCGUCCGCCGCGAGUUGGACGCGCCGCCGGCGAGCGGCGGAAGCUGGAACUGGCCCCUGGCGGAGCCCAACAGGCUACUCUCCAUGAUAGCAUCAGAGAGCAGAGCGCUGCAAGAAUGGCUCGCGGCCGCGCUGCGGCGACGCGGCGCCCCGAGCCAGGGGCGCCCGUGGACUCUGGUUAUCGGGCAUGAUGAGUUCAUCCCUGGCGGCAUGUUCAGCGUCGGCGACGGCGGGAAGAGCAUGAACUUAUCGCUCGCGUUCCUGGAGCUUGGGGCGCACCACAUUCGCAGUGACAACGCGCGGUUCACGCCUGCGGUUGUUCGCCACAGCUGGUUCAAGCAGGUCCAGGGCGGCUGGGGCGCCAUGUUUGGCAAGUACCUGAAGCUGCACCUGCUGUCUCCGACUGGCCUUGCGACGGCAGGCGCCCCUAUCAGUGUCUUCGGCACGGACAUCCUCAUCUUCGCACGCAUCGCGUUCAUGAUCGCCGAUCUCGAUGGGCACCGCAUGUCGUUGAACAGCAGCGGUGCCACCGGCGUCAGGCCGCGCACGCGACAUUGCAACGCGCUCAAGAAAAACUCAGGCACGGCGGAGUUGGACCCGGCAAGAUUCGUUGAGAUUUCUUGUGCAGAUCCGACGCGGUUCCGACUGCGCACCAAUGCAGAUGCGUUCGUUGCUGCUGAUUUUGUCUGCGCGGCGCGCGCUCGGUGGACUGCAGGGGCGUUGGCGAAGGACCGCUGCGAGAAACUGCAAAUGACGCGCGGGCUCAAGCCCGCGCCCCGCGGCAUCCUGCUGGGCCCUGAAUUGCGCCGCCACGCGGACGCAGUGGGCAGCGCUGUCAUCGAUUGGGUCCGCACGGCGCGCGGGGAUGGGCUGGACGUCAAAUUCGAGGAUCUCCGAGAGUACAUGACGGACGGGUGGCUGCCCCCUGCGCAUGAGGGAGCGAAGUCGAAAGAGUUGCGCAAAAUAUUCGACGAGCGCC